AUGGAAGGUGGGUUAAUUUACUCUGGAUCUGGAAAAGGGUACAGAAACAAAAGGCCGGCCGGCUUGACGGGUUUCGUCAAAAGCAUGAACACUUCCCUGAAAAUUUCAUUGGGUAUCUGUGUAAGCUUCUUUAUUAUACUGGUUGGAAUUCUUUUGAUGCUUAGUAUCUGCAAGAUAAUUGAGUUGCUAAAACGCAUUGCAACAUCACAACACAUAUUGGCUAUACAUAAUAAUAAUGCACCUUCCAAGUUAGCACCCAGAAAGUUUUCUGCACGAGAAAUUUCUUGGGCGACAGAUUAUUUCUAUGACGGUAGAAUCAUUGGUAGAGGAGGCAAAGGAAUAGUUUACAGAGGAGUUCUACAAGAUAAAAGCGUGGUGUCCAUAAAGAAGUUCAAGUUAGACGUACCUAGUAGAAUUGUCUCUAAAAUCUUUGUUAACGAAGUGACUAUUCUUUCUCAGAUUAAACACAGACAUAUUGUGAGGCUCUUAGGUUAUUGUGCAGAUCUGGGAGGAGAAACCUUAGUUUGCGAGUUCAUCAACAAUGGCACUCUUUAUGAGCAUAUUCAUGGAAAAAGCAAAGGAUCAUCAACACUCUCAUUCCAAAUGCGAAUGAAGAUAGCAGUAGAAAUCUCAGCAGCACUAGAAUAUUUGCACUCCUCCUCCUCUACUUCCAAGAAUAUAUCAAUCGUACAUCUAAAUGUGAAUUCGAAAAGAAUACUAUUAGAUAAGAAUUACAGGGCAAGAUUGGCCAACUUUAGAGAGGCAAAAGUGAUUCCUCAAGAUCAAACUCAAAUACAAGGUACCCUGCGAGGUUUAGCCGGAUACUUAGACCCUGAAAGUAAAAAAUCAAAAAAGUUGUCAACAAAGAAUGACGUCUAUAGCUUUGGAGUGGUCCUAGUUGAGCUACUGACAAGCCAGAAAGCAUUUUGUGGUGAAAAGCCUAAGGGACAGAGAGGCCUAGCAAAGUUAUUUGCUCGUUCAGUGGAAGAGGGUCGCUGGGAUCAAAUUCUUGAUGGUAAAAUAAUCAAGGCGGAAAAUUUGGAGACAGCCAAGAAAGUGGUUGAUCUCGCAAAAAGCUGUUUAGGGUUGCAAAAUGAAAGGCCUUCCAUGAGAGAAGUAGCCAUGAAGCUCGAGGUCAUGGCAUGGGAUUAUUCAGCUGCUAAGGGACUGGCUAAGUUGAAUUUUUCUCCUUUCCCCAAAGAGACCGACGAAUUGCUUGGGUCACCUUCAAACGCUCAACUUCUUCAUGUCAGACGAGAACAUGAUGAAUAUUUUGGCCGUGCAGAGUUAUACUACAACGGCAGCUUGCAAAAUCAAAUCGAAAUUAAUGUCGAACUCGUAUGA
This is a messenger RNA of Prunus dulcis (almond), 1344 nucleotides long. RefSeq names its product wall-associated receptor kinase 1-like. The transcript is spliced from 2 exons. Gene Ontology annotation, cellular component: plasma membrane. NCBI's taxonomy places the organism in Eukaryota, Viridiplantae, Streptophyta, Magnoliopsida, Rosales, Rosaceae. Gene Ontology annotation, biological process: cell surface receptor signaling pathway; protein phosphorylation. Gene Ontology annotation, molecular function: protein serine/threonine kinase activity; ATP binding. The coding region runs from base 1 to 1344 and encodes 447 amino acids. The record is from RefSeq and is a predicted model, not a curated record.